GUGCAAUGUUUUAUCAUGCGCUAUAUUUUUACUAUUAUAAUAUUAUUCAAUAAAUAAACUAAACUUUAUGUUUACUUGGUUUAUUUUAUGUUGUAUGACGUACUUUCACGGAGCGGCUACUUGCGACCUUGCGAGCCUUGCGACGAUUCAACCAAAAACUCAACACUCAACCAAUGGAAAGAUUUGUUUUCCGUCAUUAGCGAAAGACGCGGAUCUGAAGGAUUAGAGAUACUGACAGGAGCGCUGCUUCGUCGUCUUGUUCAUUUUGUGCGCGCUUGUUAGUGGAAGCGAAAGAAGGAAGCUGAAGUUUUUUCGUGUUAUGAUGUAUCUGCAGGAUUUAGCAGACUUCGCAUUCAUGCAUAAGGAUGGUGGGAACGACGUCGACUACAACGAUGACAACAGCGUCGACUUCGACGAUUUCCUAGAUCACGAAGACAGGGACUCGGACGAAGAUACCGAAGAUGCGAGCGAGACGGACAUGGUCAAGCAUGAGGAGCAGUACACCGAGAUCAAGGAGCAGAUGUACAGGGCCAAGUUGGCCACGCUAAAGAAGCAGCUGGCUCAGCUGAAAGAGGAUAGUCACCCAGAGUACCUCAAGAAGCUCAAGAGGAUCGAGCAAGUGUACCACGAAAGGCGGUUCAUGAACGACGUCUUCCAGACGCACGAGGUUGAGCGUGUGGAAAGAGAGUACAUCCAGGAGAAGAAAGCUGCGGUCCGCGAGUUUGAGGAGAAGAAGAUUGACCUGCGGGAGUCGCUCAUCAUGGAACUGGAAGAGAAGCGGCGCAUGGUGGAGGCAGAGCGCAGCACCAUUGAGCUCACUGGAGAUUCCAUGGAGGUGAAGUCCGUCACGACUCGCAAGCUGCGCAGACGGCCCAAUGAUCCCCUACCCAUGCCCGAGAAGAGGAGGAAGACUUCUCCCAAUAUCCUUUGCCAACCGCGCGGCACACUCGUAAAGAGUAUGAGCAUCCCAAGAGGGUUGCACACCAAGCGUGGGUCUCACACAAGGUCUGCUCGUGGUGCGUCAUCCUUAACAGUAUCACCUCAGCUCAAUUUCCUCCUGGACGAAACGGACAUCAUAGACGACCUAAAAACACUGAACAAGGGGAAGUUGCCCUCCAUGAGCAAACGGUUGGACUGUGAAGGCUACGGAAAUGGAGACCACAGCUCGCACAUCUUUGACGCCAAGAUCGAGGAUGGGAAGCUGUUCUAUGAGCGCAAGUGGUAUCAAAGGGGCCAGUCGGUCUGUGUGGAAUCGAAGGAUAUGGGGCGCUUUUAUGGGGUCAUUUCCACCGUGGGGACAUCAGAGUUUUGGAUGAAGAAAUCGCACGAUGGCAGCAAGAUCAAGAUUCACCUCUCUCAGCUGCUGAAAGGCAAAAUCAUUCUGAGAAGAAAAUCAGCUUGUUGAGAGUGUGUGCAUGCCUUUUCCUCUUCAUGUAGUCUUAUUUUAUGUACAAAGAUAUGUGUGACAUUGUAAUAAAAAUCCAGUGUACAUUCUCA
This is a messenger RNA of Ixodes scapularis (black-legged tick), 1497 nucleotides long. RefSeq names its product sin3 histone deacetylase corepressor complex component SDS3. Gene Ontology annotation, cellular component: Sin3-type complex. Bases 320 to 1405 code for a protein of 361 amino acids. Gene Ontology annotation, biological process: negative regulation of transcription by RNA polymerase II. The record is from RefSeq and is a predicted model, not a curated record. The transcript is spliced from 9 exons. NCBI's taxonomy places the organism in Eukaryota, Metazoa, Arthropoda, Arachnida, Ixodida, Ixodidae. Gene Ontology annotation, molecular function: histone deacetylase binding.